Molecule: messenger RNA, 1988 nt
Organism: Saccostrea cuccullata (small rock oyster)
Lineage: Eukaryota; Metazoa; Mollusca; Bivalvia; Ostreida; Ostreidae
Product: steroid 17-alpha-hydroxylase/17,20 lyase-like
Exons: 11
Coding region: 201-1703 (500 amino acids)
Biological process (GO): hormone biosynthetic process; progesterone metabolic process
Molecular function (GO): iron ion binding; steroid 17-alpha-monooxygenase activity; heme binding
Source: RefSeq, a predicted model, not a curated record
CGUACUGCCAAAGAUAAAACUGUAAUCUCCGAAUAUUUGUCUAUGUCCGUUUGAUCCAUUUGAUGUGACCUACAUUAAGACCUAGGAGUGUAAUUUACAUUUGACUACCUCGCAAACAUUUGUGCAGGUUUUCAUUCUGCGCAGUGUUUUGUAUGACACUCUACUGAGAGGAAAAUAGACGAAAACAUCAACUUACCAUCAUGGUUUACUUAUCUCUUAAUGUACAAACAAUUUUGGCGGGACUUACCAUUGGUUACCUGGUGUAUUACGUCAUCAAACGCAUGCGGUAUCGUCUGCCACCAGGUCCCUGGUGCAUACCACUUGUUGGGCAUUAUAAAAUUUACGGCUCAGUUGAAAUUCAUAAGAAGAUUGCAGAACUUUCUAAAAAAUAUGGUCCAGUUGUACAUGUCAAAUUUGGCCCAAAGAUGUUGAUUGUCCUGAAUAAUAUUGAUGUUACUCUGGAGGCAAUGGUGAAAAAGAAAGCAGAUUUUGCUGGGAGACCAAAAAUCAAUUCAAUGGAGGUAUUUACUGAAGGUGGAAAGGACAUUGCAUUCACAACUUAUUCACCUACAUGGAAACUGCACAGGAAAAUAGCAGGCAAAGCUUUAAGGCAUUAUUUACAAGGGGAUCUGCUUGAGAGUAUGGUACAAGACAAUGCUGAAAAAUUUCUGAAUAAAAUGGCCGAGGAGAAAGAACCAUUCUUUUUCAAAGAUUUCGUUGAUCAGAUGAUCUUCCAUCAACUGUAUACUAUCUGUUUCGGAGAAAAACGACCUGUCGAUGACCCAGAGGUGAAAGCUCUCCUGAAACUAGAUAACGAUCUUUUCGACCUUUUUGGCACUGGUCUCGCAGAAGAUUUAGUCCCAUAUCUGAAAGACAUCUACCCCACAGCUAGAUGGGAGAAAUUCAAGAAAAUGACAGAGGAAAUUCUUCAAUUGCUUCACACAAAGUUUAACCAACACAAGGAAACCUUCUCACCAGAUAAAAACAGGGACUUUAUUGACAGUUUGCUGAUGGCAAGACAAGAAGCCGAGAACGAGGGGAAUGAAGAUGCUUUAGAGAAACUGGAUGACGGAUACCUUGUACAAACCAUAGCUGAUAUAUUUUUUGCUGGCGUUGAUACCACUAGAUUCACAAUGGACUGGUUUGUAUAUUUCAUGACCAGAUUUCCGGAAACUCAAAUCAAAUGCCAAGAGGAAAUUGACAGGGUUGUUGGUUCUGGACGUCCAUCAAUGAAGGAUCGUAGCAGCUUGCACUAUACCGAGGGUUGCUUGUUUGAAACUUUGAGGCUCGCGAAUGUUGCGGGACUUGGUAUACCACAUAAGACUAUUUGUGAUACACAAGUUGGAGGUUACGACAUUCCCAAAAGUACUACAGUUCUUAUUAACUUUUGGGCUCUUCAUCACGACACAAAAUACUGGAAAGACCCAGAGCAAUUUGAUCCCACUCGUUAUCUUGAUGAAGAUGGUAAAAUGAAGCCAACAAAACCAGAGAGUUGGCUCCCUUUCUCGGCUGGCAGGCGCGUUUGUCUUGGGGAAACAGUUGCUAAACCGGAACUCUUGCUGCUGUGUGCAAACCUACUCCAGCGAUUCGAUAUUCGUCUUCCUGAUGGCGUAAAGGCCAAUCCAGAGUAUAAUUUGAAAGGAUUUGGUAUAGAACUUCCCUCAGAUUAUAAAAUCGUCGUGAAGGAAAGGACUGGGAAUUGAAGCUUGAACAUGUAAAUGGAAAUAUAACUGUAAAUCUGAACAAACAAAACAAUAUUUGUCUUAAAAUCUUUAAAUCAAUAAUUUUUUAUUGCAAUAAUAGGAUAUAUAUUUAUAUUAAUAUACCACUUGAUCACUUUGUCAUUUUUAUAAAUUAUAGUUUUGUAUGUUAAUGAUUUAUAAAAUAAAAAAAGAAUAAUGAAAUCUUAUGACUUCAUGUCAUUGUGAGGUCAUUAGAACAAGAAUGAUGUUAGGGUUGAAAUAUAUAUGUAUUAAUAAUUAUAACUA